GUUCUAAUUCAUCAUUCUACUUCCUAGCCUCUUCGUCUUGCUUUGCAUUUCAACAUUUCUCUCCGGAGGAUAUUCAGCCAUGGGGUAUAACGAUUUGCCAACUAGCAUCCUGCAAAGUGAAGCUCUCACCAAGUAUAUCUUAGAAACAAGUGUUUAUCCAAGGGAGCAUGAGCAACUUAAGGAAAUUAGAGAGGCCACCGUUGAGAAAUAUGGCUCGGUGAGCAUAAUGAGCUUGGCGCCAGAUGAAGCACAGUUCCUAUCAAUGCUCUUAAAGGUUAUGAAUGCCAAGAAGACGUUAGAGAUCGGAGUGUUUACUGGCUAUUCUCUUCUCACCACUGCUCUUGCACUGCCAGAACACGCCAAGAUAACAGCAAUUGAUAUCAAUAAAGAAGCCUUCGAGGUAGGAUUGCCAUUUAUCCGCAAGGCUGGCAUGGAGUACAAGAUCAAUUUUAUCGAGUCUGAUGCCAUGUCGGUAAUAAAGGAAAUGUUGAGCAAUGGUGAAGAGGGUUUUGAUUUUGUGUUCGUGGACGCUGACAAGGAAAACUACAUCAAAUAUCACGAAAUACUGAUACAAUUGGUGAAGGUAGGAGGAAUUAUUGCAUACGACAACACCCUGUGGUUUGGCUCAGUUGCAUUUGCAGAAGGUGAUGAGAUGUCAGAAGUUUUGAGAACGCACAGGGAGUCCAUGUUGAAGUUAAACAGCCAUUUGGUUUCUGAUCCUCGAAUUGAACUAUCCCAUCUUUCUAUUGGUGACGGCCUUACAUUAUGCAGGCGUUUGUAUUAAUCAGUGCAAGAUGGAGAGAGAGAGAUGAGUUAGAUUUCUUUCUCGGUGUCAUGGAACUGAAGCUAAGGCGUUUAGCAGCAAUGAUAAAAUAAAGAUUUAUUUUUUAUGAAA
This is a messenger RNA of Nelumbo nucifera (sacred lotus), 895 nucleotides long. Its product is annotated as flavonoid 3',5'-methyltransferase-like. Gene Ontology annotation, molecular function: S-adenosylmethionine-dependent methyltransferase activity; O-methyltransferase activity. The record is from RefSeq and is a predicted model, not a curated record. Lineage: Eukaryota; Viridiplantae; Streptophyta; Magnoliopsida; Proteales; Nelumbonaceae.